Brachypodium distachyon (stiff brome) is the source of this 2509-nucleotide messenger RNA. RefSeq names its product inactive TPR repeat-containing thioredoxin TTL3. Bases 180 to 1943 code for a protein of 587 amino acids. NCBI's taxonomy places the organism in Eukaryota, Viridiplantae, Streptophyta, Magnoliopsida, Poales, Poaceae. The transcript has 5 exons. Gene Ontology annotation, molecular function: protein binding. Gene Ontology annotation, cellular component: cytoplasm. The record is from RefSeq and is a predicted model, not a curated record.
CGGUGCUCCCCACAUUCCUCCUGCCCCAACCCAAGUUCUCGCAGCCUCGUCGUUCGCUGCAAAGUGCAAACGGCCACCUUCCCUAUCUCCUUCGGUCCUUGUUUCGCCCUUCGUCGCAAAAGAGACCCCGACCCGACCCGAUCCAGCGCGCGUGCGGGGCGCGGCCGCAGAGCUUCGCCAUGACGGAGUCGCGCCGCGCGCCGCCGCCGCCGUCCGGCUGCAACAUGCUCGGCAUCUACACCGGCAUGUUCCGCCGCCGCCGCUCCGCCUCCAUGUCCAACCUCUCCCGCUUCAACAACAACGGCCCCGUCCCCGACGAGCCCGCGCCCGUGUCGACCGCGCCUCCGCCCAACGCCAACCACUACCCGGCGCACCGGAGCAAGCCCGCCGCCGACUCCUCCUCCUCCCUCGUGCGCCACCGCCCCCGGACCACGCCAUCGCACGCGCCGAUCGCGGCGCCGCCGACAUCGUCCGCGAUCGACAAGAACACCACCAUCAAGCCCGCGGCCAAGGCCAACAACGCCGGGGCAGAGUACACGGGCAUGGCAGCGGAGCUGGACAAGAUGAUCCACGACCACCAGCGGGUCAAGGGCACCACGCAGAUGAUGCGCGCCACCUCCGGCAACAUGAUGAUGCACCGCAACCUCGGCAACCUCAACGCCUCCGGCUCCCCCUCCGCCUUGGCCGCCCGCGCCUCGCUCGAACAACAACGCCCCAACCCCAACCCAACGCCCCAACGCAAGAACGGGUACGCGUCCACGGCCACGGGUAUGGGCAACAUCGUGGGCAACAACAAGGCGGCCGGCGAGCUGUGCCGGGCGCUGUCGCACAGGACGGACCCGGAGAAGCUCAAGGAGAUGGGGAACCAGGAGUACCGGGAGGGCCACUACGCCGAGGCCGUGGCGCUCUACGACCAGGCCAUCAUCGUCGACCCUUGCCGGCCGGCCUACUGGAGCAACAAGGCCGCGGCGCUCGCGGCCCUCGGCCGGCUCAUCGAGGCCGUCGCGGACUGCAAGGAGGCCCUCCGGAUCGAUCCCUCCUACGGCCGCGCGCACCACCGCCUUGGCGGCCUCUAUCUCAGAUUAGGAGAGCCUGACAAGGCCAUCAACUUCUUCAAGCAAUCGUCGUCCAAGGAUCACUCGACGAGCGCCGACGUGGCACGCGCGCAGUCGGUGAAGAGCCGCAUCGCCAAGUGCAACGACGCGCGCAAGCUCAGGGACUGGAUCACGGUGCUGCAGGAGUCUCAGGCCGCCGUCUCCGACGGCGCCGACUGCGCCCCACAGGUCUUGGCGCUGCAGGCCGAGGCGCUGCUGAAGCUCCAGCGGCACGACGAGGCGGACGCGGCGCUCCGUGGCGGCGGCGCGCCGAGGUUCGGCGCCGACGAGUCGGCCAAGUUCUUCGGCACCACCGCGCACGCCUACGCCCUGACGGUCCGGGCCCAGGUGGACAUGGCGGCGGGGAGGUUCGAGGAUGCCGUGGCGGCGGCGCAGGCGGCGUGCCAGCUGGACCCGGCCGGCCGGGAAGCGGCGGCCGUGCACCGGCGCGCCAAGGUCGUGGCCUCGGCCAGGCUCCGCGGGAACGAGCUCUUCAAGGCCUCCCGGUUUGCCGAGGCGUGCGCCGCCUACGGCGAAGGCCUGGGUAAUGGCGGGGAGGCGACGAGCGGCGUGCUGCUGUGCAACCGGGCCGCGUGCCACGCCAAGCUGGGCCGGCACGAGAAGGCCGUCGAGGACUGCGGGGCCGCGCUCGCCUUACGGCCCGCGUACAGCAAGGCCCGCCUCAGAAGGGCCGACUGCAACGUCAAGUUGGAGAGGUGGGAGGCGGCGUUGAGAGAUUACCAGGUGCUGAUCCAAGAGCUCCCGGAGAACGAGGACGUGAAGAAGGCUCUCGCGGAGGUGCAGGCCAAGGUUAAGAGCCAGAGGAAUGGGGGAAUAUCUCGGCAUUGACGUCAGGUUUGUUUAUUCUGCCGACUAUUGGAGAAUCAACUGCAAGUUCUGAAGACGACAAGGCUUUCAACAAAAGAACUCGCGCAGUCUGCUCAUGCCAAACAUGUAUGCUUGUUUUUGUUAAAACAUACACCAAAUUGCAAAAAGAGAAUGAAGUGAUGGAACUGUACAUAAUACUUGCUCCUUUGUGGUGUAUAGUCAGUUAAUUUGUUUGAUUGUGAGGUUUCAGUGGUGGCGCCCAGGAUUUUCUGAAGAUUUAAGUUUGCCUCUCCAACUGAGGAACUAAAAGGACUGUACACUAAAAUGAAUGCUUUUACAAACAGAAAAUGUGUGACUAUUCAUUUGAUGAAGGCUCCCCUUUGCAGAAAUUAGAACAGGUAGCUUCAUACAUUGUACCUACUUGCGCAGAACAUGAUUAGAUCAAUGAUGUGGUGUGUUGUGCCCUAUGUGUCUGACUAGAGUACAGGCUGUAUGCUACCCAUGUUGUAGGGUUGUGUCUAUUAGAGUUCAUUUUCUCUCCACAGUUUACAUCUGUCAAUUUAAGAUGCAGAUGUUUGGUUAUGCAA